Messenger RNA from Esox lucius (northern pike), 1473 nucleotides. RefSeq names its product pyrroline-5-carboxylate reductase 1b (gene pycr1b). NCBI's taxonomy places the organism in Eukaryota, Metazoa, Chordata, Actinopteri, Esociformes, Esocidae. The record is from RefSeq and is a predicted model, not a curated record. Gene Ontology annotation, biological process: L-proline biosynthetic process. The transcript has 9 exons. Gene Ontology annotation, molecular function: pyrroline-5-carboxylate reductase activity. The coding region runs from base 193 to 1161 and encodes 322 amino acids.
GUGUCAUGCCGGCUACCCGGAACAAGGAGGGAUAUUGAAUGAGUAAAGAAAGAAGCAGAAAGCCACGUUGACAGGAGUGGUGUUUUGUAUUAUUGUGUGUUUUGUUUCAUUCCUUAACCGGUGAAUUAACGGUAGCUCCACCGGUUGGAAAACUUAUAGAGAAAGGACAGGAGAAGCCACAUCACGGGAAAGAUGAGCGUUGGAUUCAUAGGAGCGGGCCAGCUGGCACACGCGUUGGUAAAGGGCUUCGCAGCUGCAGGUGUAAUAGCUACACAGAGAAUCAUGGCCAGUUCUCCAGACACCGAUCUGCCUACUGUAGCUGGACUGAGGAGGAUGGGUGCCAACCUCACCACCAGCAACAAGGAGGUGGUGAACAACAGCGACGUCCUGUUUCUGGCGGUCAAACCCCACAUCAUCCCCUUCGUCCUGGACGAGAUCGGGCCGGACAUCGAGGACAGACACCUCAUAGUGUCCUGCGCUGCUGGAGUUACCAUCAGCUCCAUAGAGAAGAAGCUUCUUCAGUACCGUCCGUGCCCCAAGGUCAUGAGGUGCAUGACCAACACCCCGGUGGUGGUGAGAGAGGGGGCCACUGUCUACGCCACGGGGACACACGCCCAGGUGGAGGACGGAAAGUUACUGGAGCAGUUGAUGGCCAGUGUGGGAUUCUGUACGGAGGUGGAGGAGGACCUCAUCGACGCUGUCACGGGCCUCAGUGGCAGUGGCCCUGCCUACGCGUUCACGGCCCUGGAUGCUCUAGCUGACGGGGGAGUGAAGAUGGGUCUACCCAGGAGACUAGCGGUCAGGCUGGGGGCCCAAGCCUUACUGGGAGCCGCUAAGAUGCUGCUGGACUCUGAGCUGCAUCCCGGCCAGCUGAAGGACAACGUGUGUUCCCCGGGCGGAGCCACCAUCCAUGCCCUGCACGUCAUGGAGAGUGGAGGCUUCCGCAGCCUGCUCAUCAACGCCGUGGAGGCGUCCUGCAUCAGAACGCGGGAGCUACAGUUCCUAGCGGACCAGGAGAAGAUCUCCCCGGCAGCCAUAAAGAAGACCACCCUGGACAAGGUUCUGCAGCAGCCGGGGGUCACCCAGGGUUCUGGUGUCAACGGCAAGCCGGGCCUCAGCCUCAGGAGGAAUGCCCCCGGACCCACGAAGAAGAAGACCUAAGAACCCUCAGCCUCAGGAGGAAUGCCCCCGGACCCACGAAGAAGACCUAAGAACCCUCAGCCUCAGGAGGAAUGCCCCCGGACCCACGAAGAAGACCUAAGAACCCUCAGCCUCAGGAGGAAUGCCCCCGGACCCACGAAGAAGACCUAAGAACCCUCAGCCUCAGGAGGAAUGCCCCCGGACCCACGAAGAAGACCUAAGAACCCUCAGCCUCAGGAGGAAUGCCCCCGGACCCACGAAGAAGACCUAAGAACCCUCAGCCUGGCCUUCACCUCUUUAACGACCGGCGAGAGACUGGCUGGACAGUAGACA